Sabethes cyaneus is the source of this 774-nucleotide messenger RNA. Its product is annotated as PE-PGRS family protein PE_PGRS5-like. Bases 1 to 774 code for a protein of 257 amino acids. NCBI's taxonomy places the organism in Eukaryota, Metazoa, Arthropoda, Insecta, Diptera, Culicidae. The record is from RefSeq and is a predicted model, not a curated record. The transcript has 3 exons.
AUGUGGUUAGAUGGCCCCGGCUUUGGCGGCGUCGUUACUUCUUCGGUUAGCAUCGUCGGCGGUGGUGGCGGCGGCGGCUCAACCACCGGUUCCGCCGGCAUCGGUCCCAUACACUCCGCCGCCGUCGCCGUCGGCAUCCAGUCGCUGGUGCACCUGGACCAGGAGGACCUGAGCAGCAGCAGCUUCAGUUCGGCCAGCCGUGCUUCGCUCGAUCUGCAGGCUUCCAGCUCCGGCUCGCCGACCGCCUCGUACAGCGGCGAAAAUCUGCUGCACUUUCACGGCGGAGGCGGAGGAGGCGGUGGCAGUGUCAGUGGCGGCUCCGGAUCCAGCGGCGGACCGCCGCGCAAAUCAACACCGGCCGGGCUGCGUGCUUCUCCGUCGCCAUCGCACCGCUCUUCGUCACCGUCACCGUCGCCGUCGACAAAGCGAACCACAACGGGAGAGGGCAUCAGGGAAGCUAGCAGGCCUGCUGCAGCAGCAGCAGCAGCAGCAACAGCAUUGGGGGACGUUUCCGGGAGGCACCGAGAAAGCAAAACGACAGCAGGUGAUCACACAGUGCGAAAGGAUGGAAACGGAAACGAUCGGCAAACCAUUGCUGCUACUGGCACUGGUGGUGGUUGCGGUGGGCAUGGCAGUCAUGAUGGCAGUGGUGAUGCUGGCAACACUGAACGUCACGUGGAUCUGGUAACGGGGGUAAGCGUGCGAGUAUUUCAAUGGGUCCGAGGGAUGAACUUUGGAUGUCGACGGAAGGAUGGUAUUGAGGAAAAACGAUGA